Messenger RNA from Vigna angularis (adzuki bean), 945 nucleotides. RefSeq lists its product as uncharacterized. Bases 96 to 788 code for a protein of 230 amino acids. The transcript is spliced from 2 exons. The record is from RefSeq and is a predicted model, not a curated record. NCBI's taxonomy places the organism in Eukaryota, Viridiplantae, Streptophyta, Magnoliopsida, Fabales, Fabaceae.
GGGUUAUAGAAAGAAUCUGCAAAGGGUGAUUGAAAAGAGAAACAGCAGAGAAGGGGAAGUUGAAAUUGUUGAGAGAUCGUAGAGAAGAGAUUAAGAUGGAAUGGAAGAAAUACUAUUUGGAUGUGGCGUUGGUACCAUUGGGUUUUCUCAUAACCAUUGGUUAUCAUGUUUGGUUGUGGAAUAAGGUUCGUACGCAGCCUUCUUCCACCAUAAUCGGAAUCAAUACUCAUGGAAGACGCUCAUGGGUCCCUGCCAUGUUGAAGGAUAUUGAAAAGAAGAACAUUUUAGCAGUUCAAACUCUUCGUAAUAUGAUUAUGGGAUCGACUCUUAUGGCGACAACAUCGAUUCUUCUCUCUGCCGGUUUGGCAGCCGUGAUAAGCAGCACUUACAGUGUGAAGAAGCCUCUGAAUGACGCUGUGUAUGGAGCCCACAGUGAGUUUAUGGUGGCACUGAAGUACGUGACACUGCUGACCAUAUUCUUAUUCUCAUUUUUCUGUCACACCCUGUCGAUUAGGUUUUUCAAUCAAUUGAGCAUCCUGAUUUGCACACCACAAGAUGUCAUGUCCAUGGUCACACCUCAAUAUUUGACUGAGCUUUUGGAGAAGGGAACUAUUUUGAGCACUGUUGGCAACAGGCUCUUCUACUCGGCUCUUCCUCUUCUUCUUUGGAUCUUUGGGCCUGUGCUCGUUUUCUUGUCUUCUGUUGCAAUGAUACCUGUGCUUUACAACCUAGACAUUGUUUGUGGAACUGUCAAGACCAAGAAUGACAAAGGGGACGACUAUGUUUGAAAGUAAAUACAUUAUGUAAUAAUAUGUUUAUAUAGCUCGUUAAUUAACUAGGUUGAAUCAUUUACAACUUUAACGUUGUAAAGGUCUUGUGUUUUACUCGCACAGCCACAUGCUGAAGCGUUUUUCUCUCAAUAAUUCAACUACUUUUUCUCAUGUA